Molecule: messenger RNA, 2814 nt
Organism: Podarcis lilfordi (Lilford's wall lizard)
Lineage: Eukaryota; Metazoa; Chordata; Lepidosauria; Squamata; Lacertidae
Source: the annotation of a GenBank genome assembly
AUGGGGAAAACCAGUUUUACCAAAAUGCUGCCUUCGGAGAGCUCUGCUACGCAGACUUGCUUCAAAAGUCUGAAUUUCACUGUUGAAGGACUGCUGGCAUUGCUCUUCUUACAUUGCCUACAGCAGCCGCUGCUGAACUCCAGCCGUCUGCAGACUGCAAAGUGAGUCUCAGUUUGCUUGGGUCGGAGAAUAGGGAGUGGGGGAGAGGAGAGCAGAGCAGCUCACUCUAUCAAGAUUUAACUCUUUCGGCAACUCAGUGGGUUCGCCAGCUCAGAGAGUCUGAGGAGCUGAUGCUGUUCUCAAAAGUUUCAGGGGGAAAGUCUCCACUUUCCAGACAAACAGCAGCAACUCUCAUUCUUUUUUAAUUUCAUAGCUGUUAAAAGGGACAGCAGGCCUGUUAAGAAAAACCAUCAAGGAAAAGAUAGGCGACUUUUUAAAAAGCUAGGGGGUGUUGUUCUGAUUUGCUGCAGCCCAAUGUAUUUUGCUAGAAAACAUUUUAAUCUUGACUUUUCAAGUGGUUUCUAUUCCAGUGUUUCUCAGACAGGGUGGGAAUGUGGCACACCAAAUAAUUUCUGCAAAAUCCACUCAAUCCCCCCCCCCCCGUCAUCAAAGAGUUCUUAAAAUGUAUAGAAGCAAACAUAAUCAUGAUUAUAUUUUAUAAAAUUAGCUAAUACCUCUUUUUUGGUCCAAUAAUCAACAGUGUCAGUGAAACCUAUCUCCCCAUCUUUCUAAGCACACCUUUUUAUCAAGUGUGUCCAGCAUCCCAGGCUGCCUCUAAAGUAGACAAAGUUCAGACAAGGCUGGUUUUAUAUUGCAUUUUGCAGGACUGCUAUGUCUGGGUUUCGUUGCUGAGUCCCUCUAGGUCUAUAAGCCUUCAAAGGCUACACGUAGCAUGGUUGUUCAAUGACUUCCUGAGCAUUUGGACCCUUUGAUCAUGUCAGAUGCAUCCAACAAAGACUCUUACCUGUAAAUAUGCUGCUGUCAGCCUAAUGGAGUAAAAGCUGACACCAUAAAGUUCACAGGCUCCAUACAGCCUAAAUUAGGUGACAAAAGAAGCAAAUUCCGCAGGGCUCAAGAGAGUGGAUGCUAGCCUGAAGUACACUUACUCAUGAGUAAGGAUGCUAAAGAUCACCACACACAGUUCUACAACUUGACUUACCUCUGUGACAGUUUUGUUCAGCAAAUCCAUUAGCACAUUUUAAAAAGACAAAUAAAGGUCAUGCUGUCUGCAACAAGUUUUAGAUAAUUCAUACCCCAUUCUGACUGACAGUGUUUUUGCGUGCGUGAGUGUGAUUGCACGACUUCCUAUGGGGCUAAUUUUAUGCAACCUAUUUUUGUCAUAAAAACCUAUAUAUUCAUGUGUAAAAGCCACAUAACCUCAGAACCAUUUGAUGUCUAAAAGGAAAUGGAAACUUGCACCACAGCCUGCAAUCAUUCACAUGCCUUGCACGUGUAAUCAUAGAAUUGUUGAGUUGGAAGGGACCAUGUGGGUCAUCUAGUCUAACCCCCUGCAAUGCAGGAAUCAUUUUACCCAAUGUGAAGCUUGAACCCAGAGCCUGAGAAUAAGAGUCUCAUGCUCUACCAGCUGAGUUGUCCCACAAGUUUAUAACAAAGGCAUCCUCGGAUUUAGAUCAUCUACAAGGUUGCGGCAAGAGAACUAAAUGCAAGAAAUUGUUUCAGCCGUUAACUGUUUUAUAAAGUGCAUUUAUAGGAAUUAUUCUACAUGUAACUGGUCUCUUUACUGUGGUCUUUGCCGCGCCUAUAGCCUGAUUCUUCUUGUACACUGUAAACAAGUUACAUGUUAUUGCUAACAGCACAUGCACCAGACAAGUACAGUACGAGCAAAAAUUAAGCCGGAAUUGCCUAACUUAGGGCAGGUGUGGGUUCACCCUGUGGAAAAAAUGAAAUAACCCAACAGUAGUAUAUGCUCCAGUCCAUUUUUAAUGAUUAUUUCAAUGAUAAUUUAUAUUUAACCUGAUGCAAUCCCAUGAGAUAUAGAACACACCAUAAACCAAAGCACAACAUGAAUUCUAAAAACGCAUGAAAAACUUGCUUUGAAUAGGACCAGUUUGCCUUUUGUAAUCUGGACCUGGAGAUGCAGUUUCCGUGCUUCCUUUGUGCUGCAUUGUUUCUUUUAAUGCACACAGAAGAUCUGCCUGCGUGUCCUUAGCUUUAUAUCAACACAACUCUUCAAUAGUGGAACGAGACAUGUAUUACAAACUUUACAGCUUUAAAAACUGAAAUCAAAUGGCCCCAUCAUUUCUUUUUCAUUUCUCUCCCCCCCCCUUUUUUUGCUAAAUGGGAGGUGGAGUUGUCAAUAAAAGUUUGGAUUCCUGCCUGGGAUGGAAAUCAGAUGCAGGCACAAGGCAGCCACCCUGCUCCUUGCCAACAGAAUGUCUGCGCAGAGCAGAUGGGACAUAUGGCCUUCAGGACACAAUGCCAGCAAGCAGCACGGAGCGAGAUAAUAGAGGCUGAACAAAACCGGCUCAGAAAGCAACUGCCACAUACACGGCUCCAGCUGCUGCUCUGGGGAAAGUCUCAGCACCCUCUUUUACGCUGUGUCUUUUCACUGUUUUUAAAAACAUCAUUCCGAAUUGCAAACUAAAGUGGGGUUUUGGUUUCCUUUUCUAGCAGAGAGCACCGAGCAGAGAGCACCAACAAAAGUGUUUUUAUUAACACAGAUCUGUAUUGCUUUGGACUGCCUUUUCUUUUUCUUCUAGAUUCAAAAAUAAAGGAGGCAUCACCUACGGCGAUCUUCUGCACAAACCCCACAGCAAUGAAUGGAGGUUACAUCAUGAGCCGCUCAUUAUUUGA